Messenger RNA from Passer montanus (Eurasian tree sparrow), 3647 nucleotides. It is a transcript of the gene AKR1A1, whose product is annotated as aldo-keto reductase family 1 member A1. Gene Ontology annotation, cellular component: cytosol. The record is from RefSeq and is a predicted model, not a curated record. Gene Ontology annotation, molecular function: aldose reductase (NADPH) activity. Gene Ontology annotation, biological process: aldehyde catabolic process. The transcript is spliced from 9 exons. The coding region runs from base 923 to 1906 and encodes 327 amino acids. NCBI's taxonomy places the organism in Eukaryota, Metazoa, Chordata, Aves, Passeriformes, Passeridae.
UGAUCUAAUCUUACUCUAAGUUCUGAAUGUUUAUAAAUUGUUUCUAAAGAUGGAAUCCUGGAGUAAAAGUCAAAACGGAUUAUCUGGUUUUAGUUGUGUUUCAGAUGGGGUGCACAGUUGGUUCUCGAUUACAGGCCAAAGUCUGCUCCAGCGGAAGGCUUUGCCUCAGCAGUAGCGGGGCUGUCCCUGCCCAGCAGGGAAAGCAGCUGAACCAGCCUUAAUCUCACUGCAGUCCCGAGCAAACAAGGAAAUGCAUUCCUGGCCAUCUGCAAGGAGAGCAGUCCCAGCCUUCUCGGAAAGUGCAACUUCUCUGUAGACCUUAAAGCCCAAAAGCUGAAGCAGAACGAGUGCAAUCGGUCUUUCACUUUCCCUGGAUUCCUGUUAUUUAGGCCUGCAAAUAAAACUGGGGAUAUUUGGUCUUGCUACAAGUAGAAACGGCUUCAAAACAACGUGAUAAACAGCAGUCGGGGAGAUGCAGACGCUUCUUGUUGAAUUUAUGGGCCGGGGUCGUCUUUUGUCGCUUCCCCCCGUGUGGUGCAGGCCAUCGCAUUUAUCACUGCGGGAUAAAUUUAUCGGUGGGAGCAUGGAGGCUGGGCUGCCUGAGCUUCCCGACGGGAACCGGGCCGGGGGGGCACGGACGAUCAGCGGGACAAACCCGAUGAGAAACAGGAGUGGGUCGGUGCCGGGGGCCGGAUCAGUCACGGGGAGCGGGUCGGUGCCGGGGAGCCCCAGCAGGGGCAGAGCCGUGAGGGCAGCUCAGCCCCACUGUUGGACUUUCACAUUUGAACCCGUGCGGGCACCCGCGCUGCCCCAGCCCGCGGCCCGCUCCCGGCGGAAGCGGAAGGGCCAGGCGGCAGCAGCGGGAGCAGCCGGAGCCCAGGCUGAAUAGCGGCGGUAACAGCGGUCGGUAGCGGCGGCAAAAAUGCCUGCAACGUGCGACUUCGUUACACUCCACACAGGGCAGAAGAUGCCUCUCGUAGGACUGGGAACUUGGAAAAGUGACCGGGGCCAAGUGAAGGAGGCAGUGAAACACGCCCUCAGCGUGGGCUAUCGCCACAUCGACUGCGCAGCCGCCUACAGCAACGAAGCCGAGAUCGGGGAGGCCUUCCAGGAGUGCGUGGGGCCCAGCAAGGUUAUUAAAAGGGAGGACCUGUUUGUAACAUCAAAGCUCUGGAAUACCAAGCACCACCCUGAAGAUGUAGAGCCAGCACUGAGGAAAACACUUGGAGAUAUGAAACUGGAUUACCUGGACCUGUACCUCAUGCACUGGCCUCAUGCCUUUGAGCGAGGGGACAAUCUCUUCCCAAAGAAUCCUGACAACACGAUGCGUUAUGACUACAUUGAUUACAAGGAAACCUGGAAGGCCAUGGAGAAACUGGUGGAGAAAGGUCUUGUGAAGGCCAUUGGGCUGUCAAACUUCAACAGCCGUCAGAUCGAUGAUGUGCUAAGUGUGGCUACUGUGAAGCCAGCUGUGCUCCAGGUGGAAUGCCAUCCUUACCUAGCUCAGAACGAGCUGAUUGCUCACUGCCAGAAGCGAGGACUGGUGGUCACUGCCUACAGUCCCCUUGGCUCUCCGGAUCGCAUGUGGAAACACCCGGAUGAGCCUGUGCUGCUAGAGGAACCUGGGGUCAAAAAAAUUGCUGAAAAAUACAGCAAGUCACCUGCACAGAUCCUCCUCAGAUGGCAAGUGCAGCGUAAAGUGGUUGUCAUUCCCAAGAGUGUCACUCCUGCUCGCAUUCAGCAGAAUCUGCAGGUGUUUGACUUCAGCCUCACAGAAGAGGAGAUGAGCCACAUUGGAAGCCUGAACAAAAACUGGCGUUACAUUGUGCCAAUGAUUACGGUGGAUGGAAAGCUGGUAGCCAGAGAUGCUGGACACCCGCACUACCCCUUCAAUGACCCCUAUUAACUGCAGGAAAAUAAGGUGUUACAGUAAUGCUCCAGUAAUUGCCUUCACACAAAGUAAUUGUUGCCACGAUUUUCAUACAAUGUACUACUUCUAAUCGACCUCCUGCCUGGAGAUCCCGUAGCUUCUGUUUCAAAGUUGGUGGAUUUAUUACAAUGAUUGCAAGCUGGCUGCUGGAGGCAUCAGAUCUUUUGGAGAUUACAUAAAGAGUGAGGAGUCUAAGUCAAGUUCCAGACACAUCGUUAUCAGACAAGGGCAUUACUUUGAGUAAUUACUUUGGUUACUGCUGUGAAACGGUUUUGAAAACUUCAGUUGCUACCGUGAUGAGGGGAAAAAAAGAAGGGUGAAAGUGUGAAAGUUUUUUAAGGCUAAAGAAUUGCUCAGCCAUCAACUUUGAUCUCUUUUAUUACCAAUUUUUUACACAGGGAAUAAAGUGAAAGGUGCUACAAUUGCACUAUGUCCAUAAACCAUCCAUUAAAACCCAACUAAUCAGCCGUGCCCAGUGCUUUUAUCCACUUCAUAGUACUUUUGGGACCUAGAGUUGUCAAUUUUCUCUUUCUUUUAAUUUGCCUGUAGAUUUGAGCAGAAUAAAGCAGACCCUGGAGCAGGCCUUCAGGGCAAUCCCCUCUCUUGCUUGUCACAGUGCUGGGUUUCAGCUCUGACAGCAGCUCUGAUCCUAUCACAAAAGCCACAAGAACUUUGCAGCAAGUCUUGCAGAAAAACAUCCUGCUUUUCCCAUGAAGCUGUCCACUGUUUCUUUACCAAAGAUGUCCAUUUUGAGUUCUGGAAGGUCACAAAAUUAGUUCCUAAUUGUACAGUAAGACCAAAGACCUUUCAGAGCUCCCAACGUUUUAGUGGUUCAUUUUUGGCUGUUGCCAGAAAAUGUCUUUGGUUGAUGCUUAGGAGGGCUGCUCCUGUCUCCUGCUGGUAACUCGGGGUGACUCAUUUGCCUUUUGUGCCUGUUUUCCUGCUUGCCAUGCCUGUGUUCCCCUGGCAGGGACUGAUUUGCUGAGUGCUGAUGCCCUUGGACUGGAACUCCAGCUCUAAGCACAGUUUUCUUUUGUGUCUCCUAAUGAAUUGGCUGAGCACAAAGGGCAUGAGGUGUUGGUACCUACCUGUGGUGACACUUUCUGUGGCCUUAGAAACAUCAACACUUUAUUUUGGUCCUCUCUACCUGUUAAAUAGGAUUAAUUUUUUUCCCCACGGUAAUUAGAAUUGCUAUUGGAUUGCUAUUUUCCUGUAGCAAGCAAUUAGAAAAAUAGUCUUGUAUAUCAAGUAGUUCAAAAGUUAAUGAAUUAGACACUUUAAUUUGGAUACCCUCAUUUGCAAUAGGCCUUUAGCAGAUCUAUGAAUUCAUUUUGAGUGUAAAGCCUUCUCAGGUAAUUCCUGCCCUGGGCCUCACAGUGUGCAGCUGAACUGCAAAAAAAAAAAGAGUGACACCAAUUUAUCACUCCUUGUAAACCGCAGGCAAAAUUUCAGGAACUUCUGUUCCUUCGUAAAAUGUUUCCUAAUUCCUGAUGAAUUUGCCUCAGUGGAGGAAGCCAUUGCACCUCAUUUAAGAUUCUUUACUAGACUGGACAUUUUCUCCUAAGGAAAAUUAAAUUCUUGUUGGUUUCUUUAAUUAUUCCACUCAACAUGGUGACUUUGAAUACAGUUUUUGUUGCAAUCCUGCCAAGGACAGUGGCUUUUCUUGCUUGUUUCACUUGCAUGUUUUCUUGUUUAAAUAAAUUCUGUACUCAUUGUA